Molecule: messenger RNA, 747 nt
Organism: Saccharomycopsis crataegensis
Lineage: Eukaryota; Fungi; Ascomycota; Saccharomycetes; Ascoideales; Saccharomycopsidaceae
Exons: 1
Coding region: 1-747 (248 amino acids)
Source: RefSeq, a predicted model, not a curated record
AUGAUAGGUUGGAGCCGAUUAUUAUUCUACCAAGCGAUUUUAAGGUGCCAAAGAGCACCCUUGGCAAAUCACAACCUCAGGGUCAGGAAAUUCAAUUCUCGGUGCUUGCUACCCGAAGAUUAUGGUAAUUUGCAUCAGCGACUUUUGCGGACUUUGAAAAUCGCUCCCCAGCCUGAUUUGAUCCUUGAUUACAAAGAUAUCUCUAAAUUAGACAACAAUUCGGUGGAGGAAAGGAUUAAUCUGCAAAAAACUUGUGAUUCACUCCUUAGAUUUUGUGUGUUGGAGCCAACUAUCCGUCUUUGCAACUUGUUGGGUAUCAAUGUUCAGUUGUCUAUCAAACCGUAUCGGAUAACCAGCGCUAACCAAGCGUACGUCCCCGAUUAUCUUGUGCGGUACAAAAAUCAAACAAUAUGCGUGAUCCAAAUAAACGAUGGGAACUUCAGUGGGAAAAUCAUCUCAUGCCAAGCGGUAUCAUAUAUGGUAUUCGAGAAUUGCCAUAAUCUUCUCGUUAGUGAUUUUUUCACCUCCCACUUCAUGCAAUAUGGUAGUUGCGAGCCCAAUUCCCCAGGCAAAAUCCGGUUCGAAUAUGAUAAGGUGAAAUAUGACAACCCGCUGUUUACUAUUAGAGCAGCUUUGGGAAUUUUAAUUCUUGAUGAAGCCCGGAAAAUUGAUAAGGAUCCUUGUGAGUACCAGAGCGAGUUGAAGAGCAGAAUGGAAAGUUUGGAAAGACAAAUCAUCAAAAUUUGA